Molecule: messenger RNA, 8001 nt
Organism: Chinchilla lanigera (long-tailed chinchilla)
Lineage: Eukaryota; Metazoa; Chordata; Mammalia; Rodentia; Chinchillidae
Product: tubulin polymerization-promoting protein
Exons: 10
Coding region: 1627-3549 (640 amino acids)
Biological process (GO): protein targeting to membrane; positive regulation of protein polymerization; microtubule bundle formation
Cellular component (GO): Golgi apparatus; microtubule; endoplasmic reticulum
Molecular function (GO): tubulin binding; protein-cysteine S-palmitoyltransferase activity
Source: RefSeq, a predicted model, not a curated record
UUAAGUUUAUGAUCCUCCUGCCUCAGCCUCCCAGGGUACUGGGAUUGCAGAUAUGUGCCCCCACAUCUGGCUCACAAGUUUGUUUUGUCUCACAGUUUGAGGCAGGGGUAGGGGAGAGUGAAGGCACUGUCCCCACUGUGUCCUCACUCCACCAGCCCAGGGGAGCCAACCUCUGUCCAGGCCCUUUCCAGGAGGAGUGCACUUCCUUCGGGGCAGGGCCCACCUGAUGGCCUCAUCGGCAGAAGGAAACCCCAUUUCCAAGUCAAGUCCUCAGCAUGCGACCCUCACGCCUUCACUGUGUGGCCGUCUUUCCUCCCGCUGUCCCUGAACCGGCAUCGGCCUUGGUCUUCUCUGUGUCCUGCGUAGCCCUGAGCUCCGCGUGCUCUCUGUGGAGAACCUGUUUGCCCAGAACCCUGGUCUUACCCUCCAUACUGCGCCUGCCUCCGUCCCCCGCCCGGCAGCUUCCCGCGGCCGCUCCCCACUUCCCACUCACGGUGUGUGCGCUGUGGCCACUGGAGGGCGCCAGCGUCAUAUGGGGCCCGCAAGGCCCGGGGCUGGGAGCGACUGGGCUGGGCGCUGCGGUGGGGUUUGCUCCGUGGAGGGCAGCGCACAGCUGGGGACCCUCAGUGCCCCAGGUGCUAGGUGACAGGGCUGGCGAAGCUGGCUGGCCGCCAUGGGUCCUCCCUGCAGAGGGGCCCGUGCUGUUGCACUCCGCAGCUCUGUUUAACCCUGGGACAUCUCUCUGUGCAACCCUAGGCUGGGGGAGUCACAGCUUUGGAGGGGGGUCCUGGGUCAGGCCAGCGGUCUUCAGCAGCGCCCCUCUGAGCCUUCCAGUUCUGCAGCAGAGCUGCGCUGGAGCGGAUGAGGCGGACUGAGGAGGGAUCACAGCCCCCUCCCCCUCUUCCUCCCUGCAGGACGACAGGGCAAGGUCACAGUGUCAGGAGGGCGAAGGGCGUGUGUCUCACAAACUGGCUCCCACCCCGCGGUUUGUUUACUAAACACAGAUUGUUGCCAGGGACGUUGAGCUCUGGCUUCUGGGCUCCCAGACCGAAACUUCCAGAGGAGGCCUGGCUGGCAACCGCCCUGUUUCUCUCACCUUUGUCCUUCUGACCUGAGAUGCCCGAGUCAGGGCUGUCAGGCAGGAGUGGGACUGAGGCUGCACCCUGUGGCAGAGACGUGGUGCUCACAGGACACAGCUUCCUGUCCAGAGGGCGUCUAGGUGGGGACUCUGCCUGGAAUCUUAGGGUUCCCAAGGAAGCUGACCAUGUGGGUUUGCCUGGAAGGUCCAGGCCCAGCAUUUCCACCUGAGGCCCAAGUGUCCAGGCCCCACCACAGCAGCCUGGGCCCCAGCAGAACGUGUGGGUGCUGCAGGGCGUGGUGCCUGGGGCCUGGGCACCUUCCUCAGCCUCCCCUGGGGCCCAGUGGCCACUCGAGCCCCACCUCCCUGCCCACCUUUUCUGCCUGCCGUGUCCUCUGAGCUCUGCGCCAGCCCCUGGGAAGGAGCCACACAGGUCCUGCUCAUCCGUGGCCCCAUCCCUUGCCCUCCGUGUCUCAGGCUCCCAGGCACACCUGUUGCCCCAGUAACCACACAAACAGGCAGCUUGGCUUGGGCUCAGCCUGUAGGAAAUGGUGCGGAGCCACCCACACUGCGGGUCCUGUAGUGUCACCCACCUUAGCCUGCGCCCCACAGCCACCUGCAGCCUGUGGGAUGCAGACUCAUCUGUACCACGCUUCCUGUGGCAGGAGGAGCUGGGCAGUGACGGGAAGUGGGCUGAGUGCCAGGGACCCUCACGGGACAGGACAGUCAGCCCCUUGUGCCUUGUCAGGGACACAUGUGCCAGGUACCAGGGCCCUUCCCAUGGCCACCCUUACCCACUGUGCCCACCCGGCCCCAGCCCCAACCAUGCAGGUGCAGCAGAAUCUGCUUCCCUGUGGGCCUCCUCUGGGACGCUCCUCAGGGCUCCCACAGGGACUGACCACAACCCAGCCUUCCUCUUCUGCUGUGCAGGGGCUGCCCGCCACUGGGCACGCACCAGGCUGCUGCACAGGGACCUGCAUGUGCUGGCUGCCCAGCCCCAAAAGCCUGGUGCAGGGGAUGGGAGCCCUGUGUGCGUGCCCUCCUGUUUGGUUUCCCAGGUGACUGGUGCCGUGUUCCUGUUCCACUUGGUUGUCCACCUCGCUGCGAUCACCAUUGACCCAGCCGAAGCCAACGUCCGACUCAAGAAUUACUCCAAGCCCAUGCCUACCUUUGACCGCUCCCAGCACACGCAUGUGAUCCAGAACCUGUACUGCCACCUGUGUGAGGUCACCGUGAAUGAGAAAGCCAAGCACUGCAGCGCCUGCAACAAGUGUGUCGCCGGCUUCGACCACCACUGCAAGUGGCUGAAUAACUGCGUGGGGAGCAGAAACUACUGGUUCUUCUUCUGCUCUGUGGCCUCGGCAUUGAUAGGCCUGCUCUGCGUGAAGAUCCUCUUGCUGUACGUCUGCAUCCAGCACUUCGUCAACCCCAACAAGCUCCGCACGGACCCCAGCUACAAAGACAUCAGUACGGUGACCGUAUGGCUGCUGUUCCUGCCCAGGUGGCGUGUGCCUGUGAAGACCCCUGUGGCCCUCUGCAUGAUGGGUGGAGUGCUGCUGCUGGGCACGGUCAGCUUUGUGCUGCUCGGGCACCUGCUCAUCUUCCACAUCUACCUGUUGGUCAAGAACAAGAGCACGUUUGACUACAUCAAGCACACCCGCUUGCAGCAAGGGCCAGAGCCACCAGGGAGGACGCAACUGGUGCUGCAGGUGGAGGAGGCAAUUGCACAGGAGAAGGACAACAUCCCAGCUUCGUCUCCACAGGAGAAAGACAGCAUCCCAGCUUCGCCUCCACCUUCUCCGGGCAACAUGGCUGAUGGCAAGGCUAAGCCUGCCAAAGCCGCCAACAGGACUCCCCCAAAGUCCCCAGGGGAUCCUGCAAGGGACAAGGCAGCCAAGAGGCUGUCACAGGAAUCAGAGGGUGCCAGCGAGGGAGCUGCCGCCGCCCCGGAGCUCAGCGCCCUGGAGGAGGCCUUCCGGCGGUUCGCGGUACAUGGGGACACGCGUGCCACUGGCCGGGAGAUGCAUGGCAAGAACUGGUCGAAGCUGUGCCGGGAUUGCCACGUGAUCGACGGGAAGAGUGUGACUGUCACCGACGUGGACAUCGUCUUCAGCAAGAUCAAGGGGAAAUCCUGCCGCACUAUCACCUUCGAGCAGUUCCAGGAGGCACUUGAGGAGCUGGCUACAAAGCGCUUCAAGGACAAGAGCAAAGAGGAGGCCGUGCAUGAGGUGCACCGGCUCAUCGAGGGCCGGUCACCUAUCAUCUCAGGGGUCACAAAAGCCGUGUCCUCACCCACCGUGUCACGGCUCACAGACACAACCAAGUUCACAGGCUCCCACAAGGAGCGCUUUGACCCAUCGGGCAAGGGCAAGGGGAAGGCUGGCCGCGUGGACCUGGUGGACGAGUCGGGCUAUGUGCCCGGCUACAAGCAUGCAGGCACCUAUGACCAGAAGGUGCAGGGAGCCAAGUAGCCUACACCGAUGCUGUGGACACUGCAGGUGAUAGCCGGGAACUCACACCCAUCACACUUCAUUACAUUCCUGUGCUCAGCAGGCAGAACUCAGAGGAAGCUGAGGCCAGGCAACUGGGGACGACACCCAGGCCUGACACCCAGGCCUCCCACUGGAGCACCCCACACUUGUCUCAGACCUGACCCUUCCUUAUGCGCCUGCAGUUUCCAAACUGUUUCCCAGGAUCUCAUCCCACUGGCCACCUGGCUUGCAGGUGAAAGGGAUUGUGGGAGCUGGCCAAGCGUCGGACCAGUGGGCAGAGCCUGUCGGAGGCCAUACUGACCCCAGCAGGCAGAUGCUGUCCAGGAGCCUCUAUGGCAGCAGGAGCUGAUGAACUAACCAACAGCACAGAUCAGACUGGGCCCAUAUCUGGCGCCACAGGGCCCUUUGUGCUUUCUGAACAGAGGGUUCAGCCAAGUUUCCUGGUAGCCACAGACAGCAGACUGCACAGGCACAUGCUGGUGUGUGCUCUCACACACAUAGUAUCUGUGCCUAUGGACCAGGUCCAUGCCGAGGGGAAAGGGAAGGCUCCUUGUUUGACCAGGGCAGUUUUCAGUUUGCUUUUAUAAGAAGUGACAAGAGAUGGUGACUGCAUGCCUGUUCUCAGAGCUGUCAGGGAGAUUCAGAAUGUCUAGCUGUUGUGACCUCCUUACUUGUCUCUGUGUCCCUGGGGGGGAGACACAUGAUGCUGAGUCAUUUGGUGCAGGGUGGGCAGAGCUGCUCCUGCCAUAACCUACACUGCUGCCUACUGAGCUCAUGGGCCUCCCUCAGCCACUGCCUGGGCCCUAGGGAAGUCACAGUCCCCCCGUUUCACGCUCCCUACAGGGCAGCAUUCUAGGCAGCAUGCCCAGCCCAGGGAAGACGCCUAUGCCCACUCACCCGCAUGCACAGUGGGCCUCCGCUCAUCCACCCUGCAAGGGCACCAUGUGUAGCCUGCCUUCAGCACUGCACCUCCAUGACGGCCAAAUGGUCCUCUAUCCCAAGGAGGCUGUGGUGUGGGCCACCCGUAGUCAGAGCAGCCAUGGCCUCAGCUGUGAUAUGUGGGGCUGGGCCUGGAGAGGGUCCACAUGGCCUCAGAAAUUCCUCACGGGAGUUGGCCUGCCCUUAGCCAGUCUCAUUCCACCCAGGGAAGGUGGCUGCUCAAGGUGAGCACCAUUUUCCUGCACAUGGGCCUGUCCCACAACACAGGCAGCAGCUGACCCUUCCUCACAGCCACAGCAUUCAACUGCCUUCCCAAGAGUGCUUGGCCCACUGAGUGAAGCAGGGUCCUGAGGGUGCCACACCCCGCCAGAAAGGGGCUAUCUGGAAAGGCCCGGCCCUGCAGGCAGGCAGUUUCCCUUGGAGGUGGGAGAUCAUGGUGUCUGGCAUAUGAGACUGAGGAGUCAUGGCUCUCAAACAGAUGCCAGCUUACUGGGCUGGGGAAAGACAGGCAGGCCACAGACCUCGCGCUGUGCUCCUCACUGACCAAGGCUGGGCUCCUGUGUAGAAGCUAGAGGCAAAAAUAAUGCAUAGGAAACAUUUGAGACAACUCUGAAGGUGCAGUGUUUAAUCUCACAACCCCCAAAAGCCCUUGUGUUCAAUGCCAGUGACCUUCAUUAGUGGUCACUACGAGGGCCCCAAUCUACUUCAUCCCAUCCCACACCCCAAUGGCUCCUGCUCUCUCUGGCACUGUGGUCCUCAAGAGGCCCCAUUGGCUGACAUCUCUCGGUGUGAAGCUGCUGUUCUCUUCUGCCCAUCCACAGCCUGAUCCUCUCUGACAGCUGAGUCACACAAACCUGACCUGAAUCCAGCAGGAACUCAGCUCCAGGAGCUGGGCUAAUGUGCCUGGAUCAGGGUGGUGUUUGGAGCCCCAUGCCGUGCAACAGUUAUGGAUACACCCCUAGAAGCAAGAUGCAGAACUUGAGGUGCAGGGCACCAACCUAUCUCUUGCUCAGUGGGUUGUCAUCAGGCAAGAGUGAUCUCCAUGUGAGCACCCAGACCACAUCAAGGGCUGCUGCCUGGGAGGACAGUAGAAAGUUGAAUCUAAGCAAAAGAAACAACACAAGUGCCCAUCCUGAGGGCACCCACCAGCCUCAUGGGGAUGAGGUCCUAUCAGACUGGUCACCUGGUCCUGGUGGUCAGCACCUCAUAAGGCCCUCUGCCCAGAGCCGCAUGGAGAAGCUGAGUGGCUGGUCCACAGGUCCUGGGUCCAUCUCAGGCCCCUAAGGUGAGCUCUUUGACAGGAAAGGACCCUUCACAUCUAGAGAAUUUCCAGAAUGUAUUCCUCUCGGUUUUAUGAUGAAAAUCAAGUUGCUGUGCUUUGGUGGCCCUCCCUGUCCUGGCCUAGAGCCUGAGUGCCCUUGGGCUCCUGGAAGGAGAGCCCCCAGUCCAGGCUCUCACCACAUGGCACUCAGUGCAUGAGGUGCAUGUGUCAGACAGUCUCCCUUGUAUCCCUUCCCUGUCCCCAACAGGUCCCAAGGUUUCCUCAGACACGUGUGGGUGAGGACGGUAUCCUUCUCCAGUCAGUUUCAAAGCAUAGCUUUGAAAACACAUACUCCAUCUCCAUCACUUAGCAAGGAAGUGGUAGUAAAAAUUAAAUUGUGAAUACUCAAUGGUCACCACACUGUCAGUUUAAAUUGUAGAAUUCAUCAUGGCAUCUGUGCGUAUCUGCUGAACAAAGAACAUCUGCGUGGGCUCCAACUGCACUAUAUAAAACAUGCAUUUCUCUCAGUCCGUGAAUAUUACCAACACACAGGCAAAGUGUGUGCUGCAUGUUUAUGUCAUACCAAUCAGCUUCUACUUACAUGGUUCAGUAGAGAUAAAUGUCUAUCCACAAGAGAAACUGCAUAGCAUGCAAACCCAAGACAAACAUGUUCGCUCAAGAGGUGUCACCUGGGAGCAGGGACAGAUUCUGUCAGGAGCUGACACCCCAGAGCAGGGACAGACUCUGUCAGGAGGUGACACCUGGGAGACAGGGAAAGGUUGUCAGGAGGUGACAUCUCUGAGCAGGGACAGAUUCUGUGGGGAGGACACCCAGGAGACACGGACAGAUUACGGGGGUUGGGGGACAAUGUAGAUGGUGUCUAAGUAUCAGGGAAGGAGGAGGAUGGAGUGUUGGGGAAUACUGAUCCUAGCAGAAUAUUUUUUUAAUGCUAUAGUAUAAGCAACUAGUUAGUGGUCAAUAACAUAGUUUUAUGAAAAGCGAAGCUCGAAUUACAUGUUUAAAAUAUAGCAAAAACUUAUAUUUAUACUGGAGUAUUUUUACACCUUUUAAUACCCUAGUCUUCUGUUUGGGGCAGGUGAGAGCCAGAUAUAGGUGAGUUUGGAAAGGCAUGUGUGGUGGUUCCACUUGUGUUUCCUGCCCCUACCCAUGCCUGUCUGCUGCCUAGCCCUGGUCCCAGUGGCUGAUGGGUUGGGGUGGGCAUGGGCAGCUCACUCCUCUUACCCUCAGCAGCCCUGGGCUGCUAGGGCUGCCACCUGUUUUUAUGAAUAAAGUUUUAUUGGCACAUGGCCACAGCCAUAGGUUUACAAUGUCCAUGGCUGCCUUGGCACUGCGACUGGAACAGGGAGGGGCUGAGACAGAUGCUAUGGCCCAGACACCAACAGUAUUUAAACCAUCUUUCCCUUUAUAGGGAAAACGUGCCCGCCCAUCUGGCUUACUUCCUCCUACAGAAUCAUACAUGAGCUGGCUGCUCCCUGGCCUGCAGCACACAACACCACAUGGGGAUACUUUGUCAUCAUCUGUUCAGUACAAGGGUGACAAUUCAGCUGUACUGUGAAGUUACUAUUAUUAAGGCUACACUGUCUUUCAAACACUGAACCCCAACAACUUUCCUCCUCUGACUUACUACUGAGCACUCUGAACUCCAGUGGUUCAAGGGUGUGGCCUUGUUCGUAGGCAUGUGACAGGGAGUCAUGACAGGCAUUUUGAAAUGCUUAAGUUAACUCACUCACUCUUUUAGACCUCUUAAAAAACUCAGCCAAGCCAAACAAAGGAAACUUGCACAACUUAAACUUGAAAGGGAUAAUAUGCUACUAGUUUGUACUAAGUUUUUUUCAAGAAAGGGAAACAAAUUUAUAUAUAUAUAUAUGCAAUAUAUUUUUACACUGUUUUAUUAAUGUUAGGGAAUACAGAGCGCAUCACUUCAGCAGUGUGUUGGGUAACGUUGAUGUACUGGGUGUUCCAACUCAGAAAGGCACUUCUGCAGGUGUCCAAACCACACUCACCAGGAACAUCUAUGGGGUCCAGUGGCCCCACUGUCCCUCCCACAGAGUUCGAGGCAUUGUGUCACCUGUUGGACUUGCUCUCAUGGCCUGGCUUGUAAACCAUUAGUGAAACAGCUCGUGUCUGUUUGCAUAUCGUUCCUCGUGUGUUUGCUGUUAACAUUGUGUGUCAAAUUGGUAAAGUGAUGAAUAAAGAUGUUAGAAUGUGGA